UUUAAAUUUAUUUUAGGGGAUAUAUAUGAACAUGCUGUUGUUUUGAGUGUAAAGACUGAGGACCAAGAUGCUUUUGAGAGGGAUUUCUUUCAACUGAAGCCUUUUUAUACUGACACAUGCGGUCUUAUUCCACCGUCACCCCAGGAAUACCCUAUCUUGGGUCUUAAUCUCUUAAGGCUCCUUGCACAAAACCGAAUAGCAGAAUUUCACACCGAGUUAGAACUCCUUUCCCCCACUGCAUUGGAGAAUCCUUGCAUCAAACAUGCUGUUGAGCUCGAGCAGUCUUUCAUGGAGGGUGCUUAUAAUCGCGUUUUGAGUGCGAGGAAGUCUGUCCCUCAUGAAUCGUAUGUAUAUUUCAUGGAUCUCCUUGCAAAAACUGUCAGGGAUGAGAUUGCAGGCUGCAGCGAGAAAGCUUAUGAUUCAUUGUCUGUCGCUGAUGCAAAGAAAAUCCUCAUGUAUACAUCUGAUCAGGAGCUUCAAGAUUACAUCUCUGAGGAACACCCGGAAUGGGAGAUCAAGAAUGGAUUCCUAUUCUUUCAGAAGGCCAAAGAAUUACAACCACACAAGGAGAUACCUUCCUUACAAUUAAUCAAUCAAACUUUAAGCUAUGCAAGGGAGUUGGAGCGGAUUGUCUAGAGUUCCAGAAUGUUCCAGAAAUCAUGAACCCUUAGGUUUCACCUUCUGAACCAUUACUAGAUUAUAUAAACAUUUAUAUUUAAGGUUUUUGAAUUGUUAUGAUUCUAAAUUGCAUGAAGUUGUCUUAUGUUGAGCAAAAUUUUGUUUUUUUCAUUACAUUCAACACCUAAAAUGUUUUUAUUUAACUAUU
Molecule: messenger RNA, 826 nt
Organism: Phalaenopsis equestris
Lineage: Eukaryota; Viridiplantae; Streptophyta; Magnoliopsida; Asparagales; Orchidaceae
Product: 26S proteasome non-ATPase regulatory subunit 8 homolog A-like
Exons: 4
Biological process (GO): proteasome-mediated ubiquitin-dependent protein catabolic process
Cellular component (GO): nucleus; cytosol; proteasome regulatory particle
Source: RefSeq, a predicted model, not a curated record